AUGCCUCCCAUGAUGACCGACCAAUUCACCGAGGCCCUCCCGCGCCGGCGAACUGUUGAUUUCCUGGACCCCGUGAACGCUUUCCCGGCGCAUUCCAAUGGUAUCAAUGGAAACGGACCUGUGGACGAUAUCUCCGACUGCGCCUCCUCCGUCUCUGCAGAAUCACAAGCGGAAAAGCCCAAGCGACCGACAAUGACGCGCAAGGCCUCUUCGCCGAUGGCGCCUACCUUCAUGGUGUCGGCACCGGGCAAGGUCAUUGUGUUUGGUGAACACGCCGUUGUCCAUGGCAAGGCGGCCAUGGCGGCCGCCAUCUCCCUCCGCUCCUACCUCCUCGUCACCACCCUCUCCAAAUCACAACGCACAAUCACCUUGAACUUCCGAGACCUGGGACUCAGUCACACCUGGAACAUUGAUACCUUACCAUGGGAGAAAUUCCACCAGCCCUCCAAAAAGAAGUUUUACUACAGUCUCGUCACCGAGCUCGACCCUGAGCUGGUGGAGGCAAUCGAACCACACCUCCAGGACGUCUCUAAGGGUCUCGGUCUCCCUGAAGAGCAACGCAAAAUCCACAUCCGCUCCGCCUCCUCAUUCCUCUACCUCUUCCUCUCCCUCGGUUCCCCUGAAAGCCCCGGCGCUAUAUAUACACUCCGAUCAACCAUCCCAACCGGCGCGGGCCUAGGCAGCAGCGCCAGUGUCUGCGUCUGCCUCAGUGCAGCCCUCCUUCUUCAAAUCCGCACCCUUUCCGGCCCUCACCCCGACCAGCCCCCCGAGGAGGCCGAAACACAAAUCGAGCGCAUCAACCGUUGGGCGUUUGUGGGAGAACUUUGCAUCCAUGGCAACCCCAGUGGUGUGGAUAACACGGUGGCCGCAGGCGGCAAGGCCGUGAUCUUCCGCCGCGACGACUACACAAAGCCUCCGACGGUCCUUCCUUUGACCACUUUCCCCGAGCUACCCCUCCUCCUCGUGAACACCCAACAAGCGCGAUCAACAAAGACCGAAGUGGAGAAAGUCGCCAAGCUUCGAACGGCCCACCCCAUCGUGACCGAGUCCAUUCUGAAUGCCAUCGACGAAGUGACUUGCUCUGCCCAGCGCCUGAUCCAAGAUCCCGACUUCCAGGGUAUCUCCGAAGCUACACUGGGCCAUUUUGGCGACCUUAUCCGCAUCAAUCACGGUUUCCUCGUCUCACUCGGCGUUUCACACCCUCGUCUCGAACGUAUCCGGGAACUCGUCGAUUACGCGGAUAUUGGCUGGACCAAGUUGACUGGAGCAGGAGGUGGUGGAUGCGCAAUCACGCUUCUCCGCCCCAACGGCAAUUCCAGCGUCAAGCGGGACCUCGAAGAAAAAUUCGACGAGGAAGGUUUCACCAAGUACGAGGUCACUCUUGGUGGUGAUGGUGUCGGUGUCCUGUGGCCUGCUAUUGUUCGUAAUGGCACGGACGAAGAGGGCGGCGAGGAGAUCGAUCAGCAGAAGUUCGAAGAAGCCGAGGGCCCUGAGGGCAUCGAACGCCUUGUUGGAGUCGGCCUUGAAGAAAGGAGAGAAGGUUGGAAGUUUUGGAAGCGAGCCACUUCGCCUUGA
Penicillium salamii is the source of this 1575-nucleotide messenger RNA. NCBI's taxonomy places the organism in Eukaryota, Fungi, Ascomycota, Eurotiomycetes, Eurotiales, Aspergillaceae. The record is from the annotation of a GenBank genome assembly.